Messenger RNA from Meloidogyne enterolobii, 1595 nucleotides. The record is from the annotation of a GenBank genome assembly. Lineage: Eukaryota; Metazoa; Nematoda; Chromadorea; Rhabditida; Meloidogynidae.
AUGACAAAAUUAGAAAACCAAAUGGGCCGUUGGGGGGCAGUUUCGUAUAUUGUUGGGAAUAUUGUUGGUUCUGGUAUUUUUAUUGUUCCUGGAAUUGUUUUGAAGAAUUCUGGUUCUGUUGGACUUUCUUUAAUUAUUUGGUUAUUUUCUGCUUUUUUUGCUAUUGUUGGGGCUUAUUGUUAUAUUGAAUUGGGAACGAGUAUUCGGAAAUCUGGUGGAGAUUUUGCUUAUCUUACACAUGUUAGAUGGAAUGCAAUAGCUUUUAUGUUUAUGAUGGGUGCUUGUAUAUUAACAUUACCAUUAACAAUAGCAAUACAAGCAGAAACUUUUUCUGAAUAUUUUCUUCAAAGUUUAAAUAUAAAAAUUUGUUCUUCAGAAUUUUUAAAAUUAUUUUUAAAAAAAUUUAUUGGUUAUGGACUUUGCUGGCUUUUACUUUUUAUUAAUUUUUUCUCUUUACGAACUAAUGCUGCCAGAUUUCAAAUUAUUUGUUCUUCAGCCAAACUUUUAGCUGUUUGUUUAAUUAUUGGAAUUGGAUUCUAUGUUUUUAUAUUUAAAGAAAAUAUUAAAACAAAUUUUUCACAACCUUUUGCUAAUUCAAAUUGGGAAUCUUCUUUUAUUGUAAAUGCCCUAUUUGCAUCAUUAUUUAGUUAUGAUGGUUGGGAUAUUUUAAAUUUUGGGGCUGAAGAAGUUUCCAAUUUAAAACAAACAAUGUCUUUUGCAAUGCCUGUGGGGAUUAUUUUAGUGGCAUUUUUGUAUAUGGCUGUUAAUUUGGCUUUUUUUGUUGUUAUUCCAAUUGAGGAAAUUAAAGAUUCUGCUGCUAUUGCUACUAUAUUUGCCAAACAUUCAAUGGGUAUUAUCGAACCUUUAAUUCCAAUUUUGGUUUGUGUAAUGCUUAUUGGCUCUUUAAAUUCAACACUUUUUGUUGCAAGUCGUUAUAUGUUGGCAGCUGCAAGUAAAAGACAAUUACCUACAUUUUUAUUUUGUACUAAUUAUUUACAUGAUUCCCCCAGAGUUGCUUUACUUUUUCAAGUUAUUUUGGCUAUUUGUUUUUCUUUUUUAAAUAGUCUAGACAAAUUAAUUUCUUAUGUUUCUUUUGUUGUGUGGGCUCAACGUCUUUUUACAAUAUGUGCUUUAAUUAAAAUUAAAUUAUUUAAUCCAAAAAAGUUACCUCCAAUUAAUUCUGAAGCAAUUAAAAAUUCUUUGUUAUUUCCUUUUAUUUUUUUAAUUAUUGCUUUAUUUUUGGUUGGAAAUACUAUUUUUAAAGAUUUUAGUACUUCGGCUAUUGGACUUUGUAUACUUGGAUUUGCUUUAAUUUUAUAUUUUUUAUUUUUAUGGGAAAGAUCUCCUUUAUUAAAAUCUAAAAAAUAUUUGAGAAUAUCUAAUAAAAUAAAUGGUAGGUAUUUAAAUAUUUUUGAGGGAAAAUAAUUAAAAAAUAUUUUUUAAAAGAAAAACUUUUUAUUUUUGUCCAAAUUAUUUUUAAUGGAAAACAAGUAAAUUUUGAGGAAUAUAAAGAAGAAGACAAAGAAAUACCUCAAAACUCGAAGAAUGAAAAUAUAUUACGGAGAAUGAGAAAAAGGAGAGUAAUUAAAACAACA